Messenger RNA from Durusdinium trenchii, 1412 nucleotides. The record is from the annotation of a GenBank genome assembly. Lineage: Eukaryota; Dinophyceae; Suessiales; Symbiodiniaceae.
GUCGGACCUGAAGAAUUGUCUUUUUGAAUUAAAGCCUCUAACUUCCUUGGCCGAUGGACAUCACUGUAUCAUUGCCCAGUGGCCAGUCUAUGAGUCUGGAAGCUCUUUCUGGCAGCUCCAGAGUGGGUGAGCUGAAGUCUGCUGCCAGAGAAUAUUUUGGAGCUACUUUCUUACAACUGGUGCGAUCUGAUGGAAAGCAGCUUGAAGACACAGACCUGCUUGGAGAAAGCCUCGUGCAUGGCGACGUCGUAGCUGCCAUCAUCCAGGAGCCGAAGUUGGCGGCCACCGAUGGUGCAUUUGCUUUGUGGUCCAGCAGUGGCGUCAUCACUUGGGGUCAUGCGGAGGAGGGCGGUGACAGCAGCAAGGUGCAAGAUCAACUGAAAGCUGUGCAGGACAUCCAGGCCUCACGCUUGGCCUUCGCUGCCCUGUUGGACGGUGGGUCUGUGGUCACGUGGGGCGACCCGAAGGCAGGCGGUGACAGUACGGAGGUCCAAGAUGCACUGAAAUGUGUUCAACACAUCACCGCUGCCGCCCUGGGCGCUUUUGCUGCCAUAUUAUUUGAUGGAUCUGUCAUCACGUGGGGACGUAAGGAGAUGGGUGGGGACAGCAGCAGUGCACAGCAGCAACUGAAGCAAGUGCGACAAAUCCGAGCUUCUGCGGGGGCCUUUGCUGCAAUUUUAGCUGAUGGAUCAGUGGUGACGUGGGGCCAUCCCGUUUACGGAGCUGAUAGCCGAGGCGUCCGAGAUCAGCUGAUCGACGUGAAAGACAUCGAGGCGACGGGGUCGGCUUUCGCUGCCCUUUUGGCCAACGGAUCUGUGGUCACCUGGGGGCAAGCAGCUUCAGGAGGAGAUAGCAGCAGUGUUCAAGCUCAGCUUCAAGGUGUGCAAGAACUUCGAGCGACCCUCGGUGCCUUUGUUGCCAUCCUGGAGAGCAGCCGGAACCUGGUCGCGUGGGGAAUUCCAGAGCGAGGAGGCGCACCGCGCAACGAGGUGCAGGAGCUGAAGGAUGUGCAGGCUGGGCACCCACAGACCUGCACUCCAUGCUCGCGGGGAGAUUUACACCUCCAAACGCUCCUUCAUGGCGAUCUUGGCUGACCGCUCCGUGGUGGUUUGGGGACAUCCAGAAGAUGAAUCGAUGAGCGAUGGUGUCCAACUUCAGCAUGUGCAAAGGAUCCAGGCAUCGAGUCGCGCCUUUACAGCAGUGUUCUUGGAUGGAUCCAUGGUAUCUUGGGGCGAUCCAGCGGAUGGGGGGGACAGCACAGAAGUGCAAGAUCAGCUGGUGGAGAAGGUGCAUUUGAUCAAAGCUUCGCGGUUCGGGCACUCCUUUGCGGCCAUUUUGGCGAAUGGACGUCUGGUGACCUGGGGAAAUCCCCACCGCGGAGGUGACAGCGAAUCCGCGGAGCGCCACGGCGG